AUGCUAGUGCGACGACUACUUCCCAUCACCGCCCAAUGGCGCCCGUUGGCGACGUCGGCUCGCUGUCGCUUACCUCAGAGAGAUCAGCAAAAGUACCUCCAGGAGUUUAGAAUGCGCUCGCUCCUCGAGGCGCCGAUCAAGCACUACGCCGACCAGCCGCUCCCGCCGUUCCACAUGCUGGCCCUCUGUGACCUGAGCGCUAAGCUUUCCCGGGAGUAUAUCCUCCAAAACGCCCAGCUGACCAUUGACCAAUUGCUCGGUUACACGGGUCGCCAGUUGCGCCGGUUCCGCCGCUUGCCGUACCUCGUGGUGCUCAACCCCGCCAUCGCCGAGUCCUACGAAACCUACCUUGCCACCCUCCAAUUACUCAUUACCGAGUCGGUGGCGCUACCCACUACCGCUGAGACCAACCAAAAGUUGGUCGACGGCGCUCUUACUCAAAUUAUCGACCUCCACGCCGACGCGCUCCCUCAGCUCCUGAAAGGGUUUAAUGAAGUGCUAGCGCUAGGCCUCAUGGACGCCCCCGAAGUGCGCCACUUCCUCGAUACCCAUCUAGAGGACCGGAUCAAAAUGCAGCUUGUAGCGCAGCACCACGUCGCCCUCCUGGCGUCAUUGGUGACCAACAACUAUACGCCGGGAUCGCGCUAUAACGGCAUUAUUACCGAGUGUAAUGCCGUCGAUUUGAUCCAUAAAAACGCCGAGUUCGUCAACGAUUUAAUCUUUGUCAAAUACGACGCCCACGUUAAUGUCGACGUCGAAGUCGUUGGCUCUGAACCGGUGUUGUUCCCCUACGUCGAGUACCACCUCGACUACAUUUUGACCGAGCUCUUCAAAAACUCGUUCCGCUCGCACGUGGAGAACCGGGUGAAACUGGCGGUUAAAGUGACGGUGUGCGCUGCCGGCGACGCUGUCGAGAUCCGGGUGCGCGACCGGGGCCAGGGGAUCAACCCCCACCUUAUCGGCGAUAUCUUCGAGUACUCGUUCCUGACGGUUGCCGCCGCCGACGACACCACGAUGGCGUACACGGCGCUGGCGGGCGACGACAACUUGGUGGCGGGGAUGGGGUACGGGUUGCCCCUCUCGCGCAACUACGUCGAGGUGUUUAACAACGACGGCGACGACCACAUCAACGGCAGCCUCUCGUUGCAGACGUACCCGGGGUGGGGCACCGACGCCUACCUCAAAAUCAGAAAUAACUGA
Molecule: messenger RNA, 1200 nt
Organism: Diutina rugosa
Lineage: Eukaryota; Fungi; Ascomycota; Pichiomycetes; Serinales; Debaryomycetaceae
Product: alpha-ketoacid dehydrogenase kinase family protein
Exons: 1
Coding region: 1-1200 (399 amino acids)
Biological process (GO): regulation of glucose metabolic process; protein phosphorylation
Cellular component (GO): mitochondrion
Molecular function (GO): pyruvate dehydrogenase (acetyl-transferring) kinase activity
Source: RefSeq, a predicted model, not a curated record